Molecule: messenger RNA, 1783 nt
Organism: Procambarus clarkii (red swamp crayfish)
Lineage: Eukaryota; Metazoa; Arthropoda; Malacostraca; Decapoda; Cambaridae
Source: RefSeq, a predicted model, not a curated record
CAGCAUCACAAGCGAGCACUUGACGCUGAGGCCACAACAAUCACGUGUGCUCAGCCUCAGCAACCUUCGUCGGUGCACAGUCAUCUGGAGGACAAACCCUUCAUGCAAACUGCACUACUAUCAAAAAGAAGAGAAGAAGAUCCUUCGUCACCCCUAAAUCAACAACAACAACCUUCACGACAGCUGCACGUACUAUAAAGAAGUAGAGGUCGUUGUAAUAGUAGCAGUGAAUAAGAGGUUCUUAAAGAAAUAUUGUAUCGUGGUUGAAGAAAAAUGGUUCAUAUUGUAUUUGAUGAUGGAAAACAAGAUGCUGCAUCAACUGAAAAACAAAAGCUUACAGGGCAUGUUAACACGAAGAGAAAAACAAAAUUUUCAAGGAAAUGGUCACAGCCUAAAAGAUGUUCAAAGAAGACCAAAACAGGAGAGCAAAAAAAGAGGACAUAUUCAUUUGAGUACAAUGAAAAUGAGCUGAUGACUCGAUAUGAUGGCUUCUGGAUCAUGCGGAAAGCAGUGGAAAAAUUAAACCAGAUGAAGGCACAAUUAGAGGAGCAGCAGCUGGAACCUAAAGUGAUGAAAACCAAACUAAUGGCAGCCAAGAGAGCAGCACACAAAGAUUUACGAGUAACACUAAUAAAGAGUCAGAAUGAUAAAAAUCAGGAACGAAAACAUAAAGUGAAUACAGGUGGGUUAGUAUUGAGUGAAAACAGUGCUAAGUGUCUCGACAUAAAAAGUCGUAAAAAAAGGAAAGAAAUGGUUUCUGAAAUUUCUGAGUUCAGUGAUUUAACGAUGAUUAACGUAAGUGGUGAGGAAAAGAUAGGCAAAGCUAGAAAGAAGCAGAACACAAAGACCUCUAAAAACAAUAACCAACGCUUAAACAUGAAAAGUCAUAAAGGAAGGAAGGAAGCAGCGCCUGACAGUGGUGAGGCAAGUGAUCUAGCCACAAAUGUAAGUAGUGAGGAAAUUAUAGGUAUAUCUGGAAGGAAGCCAAAAAGAAAGAGCUCUGAAAAUAAUAGCCAGUGUCCUAACAUAAAAAGAUGUAAGAAAUGGAAGGACACUACUCUUGAAAAUGAUAAGGCCAGCCAUAUAUCCACUUUUAAUGAAAUUGGUCAGGAAAAGAUAGAUAAAAAUAGGAAGAAGCAGAAAAGGAAGUCGGAAACAGAAUCUCCAGAAAAUGAUGGUGAUAAAGAAAAGAUAUCACAGGAAGAUGGGAUCUCUGAAUUUUUAGCAGAACCCAGAAAUGCUGUUGAAAACAACCUUCUCAAAAUGAAGAGUAAAAAAGAAAUGAAGCGAAUGUCUUGUUUAAAUGAUGAAUUUCUGGAAAUGGGUGGUGUUACGCUGCCUUAUGAUCACACAUCUGCAAAACAAAUUAAAGAUAAAAAAUUACAGCAAAAAACUAUGCAGAAAAAGAAUAUUAAAUGUACUUGUGUAUCUCAAAAUAACACAGCUGUACUCCUUAAGUUUGAGGAAAAUGAUUUUAUGACACAAUUUGAAGGUUCCUGGGUAAAAAGAACAGCUGUAUCAGAACUAAACCUUUUGAGGAAGGAACAGUUGCAAUGUAUCUAUUCAGAGAGAAAAAAUGAGACCAAAGAUGCAUUGACCAAAGAGGAACAACAGAGUUAUCAGCGAAGAAUGAAAAGAAAGAUCCGAACUGAAUAUAGAAGGUUAAAAAGAGAACUAAUCAAUCGGGAAAGAAAGGAAAGCUUUGGUAAGCCCGUUGGUGAAAUUGAGGAAUGCCAACUUGGAGAGUUUUGUACUAAAUGCAAUAAAGAAAUUUAAAAUAAAA